AGAGCCUACACAUUGAUCUUGGAGCUUUGGGACAAGGAUAAGCACGGACCAGAUGACCUCAUCGAGCGGACAGUCCACACGGGGAUGAUCCUGCCCGGACAAGAUUGGCACACCAUCAGCCACUCAGGCAUCACAGCCAGCACCACAUUCCGCCUGCGAGUGAGGUGCGACGAGCACUACUACAACACCACGUGUACUAAGCUGUGCAGACCCAGGGACGACAGUUUCGGCCACUUCACUUGUGACUCGCAGGGAGAUAAGAUGUGCCUGCAUGGCUGGAUGGGGCGAGAGUGCGAUGUGGCCAUAUGUCGACAAGGCUGUCACGCAAUCUAUGGAGGAUGCAACAAGCCAGGAGAAUGCAAGUAUGAAUUAUGCAAAUUCCACACGACCUGGGGUUGUCUUAAAUAUUUAAAUUACUGCGGGAGACAUCAACCGUGCAAAAACAAAGGACUGUGUCGGAACACAGCUCCAGACAGCUACGACUGCUCCUGCUCCAUGGGGUUCUCUGGCAAAAACUGCGAGAUAGCCGAACACCCUUGUUUCUCGCAUCCAUGUCGUAAUGGAGGGUCAUGUGCAGACGUGGUCAACGGUUUCGUCUGCAACUGUCCGUCUGGCUGGACCGGUCACACUUGUGACACUGACAUCGAUGAGUGCACGUCCAGUCCGUGUUUAAAUGGAGGAAAAUGCACUGACCAAGAUAACGGGUAUCGGUGUGAGUGUCCAGAGGAGUGGCAGGGUCCUCACUGUCAGCUGGACGCCGAUGAGUGCCACGGAAGUCCUUGUGUCAACGCAUUGGCCUGCCGUAAUAUUCGAGGCAGUUUCAUCUGCGACUGUCAGCCUGGCUGGACCGGAAAGAGGUGUGAUGUCAAUAUCGACGACUGUCAAGGUGUGGUAUGUGCGAAUGAUGCUGUCUGCGUUGACCUUGUCGGGGACUUCUACUGCGCCUGCUUGCCUGGAUAUAGAGGGCGGUUUUGUCUGGUGGAGAUAGACGAGUGUGCCAGCCAACCUUGCCAGAAUGGAGCUGUGUGUCACGACAAGGUGGCCUCCUUCCAGUGCGAGUGUCCUAUUGGAUAUACCGGGCUCUACUGCCAGACAGAUGCAGAUCCGUGCAGCCCAAACCCGUGCAAACACGAAUCCGCCUGCUUUAACAUUCAAGGCGACUUCUAUUGUCACUGCAAUGAGGGUUGGGAGGGGAAAGAUUGCUCACAGCCAAGACACCAUUGUGACUGGAACUCUUGUGAAGUGAUUGACAGCUGCACAGUGUCCAUACCUUCAAAUCUGUCCACCGGCGGAUUUCGCCUGAUAUCCUCUGGUGUGUGCGGAAAACAAGGAAUGUGUCUUAGCCAGCCCAACGGGGCAUUCUCCUGUGCUUGCGUGCCAGGAUACAUGGGAACCUACUGCCAUCAGAAUAUCGAUGACUGUGCCAGCGAUCCAUGCCAGAACUCUGGCACGUGUGUUGAUGGAGUGAAUUCCUUCCAGUGCAUCUGUCCCGAGAGUUGGGAAGGGCCCUUAUGUAACUUGAAUAAAAACGACUGUGAAAUUAACCCAUGUCGAAAUGGAGGAGAGUGCCUAGACUUGACUUCAGAGUUUCAGUGCAAGUGUGUUGAUGGAUGGAAAGGGAAAACCUGUUCAUUAAAAAACAGUCACUGUGAAGCGAUGACAUGUUUGAAUGGAGGCUCGUGUGUUGACCUGGGAGAUACGUUUUCUUGUAGGUGUUCAGAAGGCUGGAAAGGAACAUUUUGCCAGAUUCCUACACACAGAGCAUGUGACUCAGCACCCUGUCAGAACCGAGGCACCUGUGUCAACAGUGGGGACAGCUACACUUGUAUCUGUGGCGAUGGCUUUGAAGGUCCUGUCUGCAGCAUUAAUAUUAACAACUGCAAUCCAUUUCCAUGCUACAACGGCGGUACUUGUAUGGAUGGAGACAACUGGUACAUCUGUGACUGCGCCCAGGGAUUUUCGGGACCAGACUGCAGAAUUAAUAUCAAUGAGUGCACCUCAAAUCCGUGUACAUAUGGCAGCACAUGCAUUGAUGGCAUUGCAUCCUUCCGAUGUAUUUGUCCUCCGGGAAGAACCGGCUCCCUUUGUGAAUCAGUAAUUGGCCAGUUACCGUCUCCGAAAUCAUGUGAACAUGGCCGGCGAAUAUUCUCCGAUGGUACCACUUGGGAACAUGAUUGCAAUGCAUGUAGGUGUGACAAUGGCCAGGUCAAAUGCACAAAGAUGUGGUGUGGCCCUAAGAACUGUCUCAGCCACCCAAACGUGUCUACCCCAGUGUUCCCCUGCCGGCCGGACCAAAGCUGUGUAGUGCAGACACAGGUGACCUGCCUGACGCCGCCAUGUUUGCCCUUUGGGGAGUGUAGGGAUCUUGAGGCUGUCAAGGACAUACCCAAUCCAGGAUCUGAGUGGAGCUGCAUUCCGAACCAUGCUCAUCUGGGCAGCAACUGCGCCAAAAUCAUUCUCAUCUUUGAUAAAUCAAAAAUGCCUCUGGGCAUAUCUGUGGAAAGCAUCUGCAACAGUCUGAGGCAGCUUCCACAGCUGAAGGGAAUGGUCAAUGAGGACACUCUGUAUGUGAUGUGUGCCAUACAGCCGCAUGACCCAGGCACAGUGGAGAUCACACUGUCAGCCAGGCUGGAUGGUGACAGUGACAAAGCUAAAAACACAGUAACCCAGGCACUGGAUAAAAUGGCUGCAGUUCUCUCACACAAACAGGCAAACAGCAGUGCCCUGGCAGCCGUCACAGAAAUCAGACUGGAGACAGCUAUCAGUGAGGAAGAGGAUAGUGAGCCUGCUUUUCUAGUCCCCGUAUUAUGCUCAGUAAUCGCAGCGUUAGGAGCGGCAUGUGUUGCUAUUUUAGUCAUAUGGCAUCGUCGUGUGCAAAGAAGAAGGAGGAACUUGCGAGAUGAAUAUCUAACCAGCACUCAAACGGCAGCAAAUAACGAAAUCCAAGACAAUAUCCGACGUUACCGCAACCCUUUGUUCUCAUCCAGUGACAAGAAAGGAAUUCCUAAAGCAGUUCCAACAGAGGAACUUAACGAAAUUGACGUGGACAAAUAUGACAAAAAUCCUCGGCGUCAGAUGACCCAAGCUGACUCUUCCCCUGAUCUCAAUGACAUUCAGGAAUAUCGAUCUCAACCGAAAAAGAACAACAAAAAAGAUAUUAAUAUUCAGUUAUCCAGGUCACUUCUUGACGAGCCUGAAGUGAUUGUUUAA
This is a messenger RNA of Candidula unifasciata, 3210 nucleotides long. The record is from the annotation of a GenBank genome assembly. Lineage: Eukaryota; Metazoa; Mollusca; Gastropoda; Stylommatophora; Geomitridae.